AUGUGCUCUGUUGGACUGUUUAGACAAUUAAAGCAAGCCAAAGAUCCCAUCGUAUUACGUGGACUUAAUAAGUAUGUUAAGUUUCGUACGAAACUGGCUCUGUCAGAGGCUCGAAUUCAGUUCAUUGACGAGUGUGUUACUAAAUCGGAAUUUCCGAAACAGUAUUGGACAUUGUUGAGGAGAAAUCGUGUGAACAUAACCAGUGCGACCCUUCGCCGUCUCGAUCUCAAUGAGCGUGACACGUUGUGUAAUCAUCUUGUGGAUUUAGAGCGGAAUUAUGUGACUUCCGCGUGUAUGUUGGAUGAUCUUUCACCGAUUGAGAGAAAAUCUUUCGAGGAUUAUGUGCAGUCGAUCGCGGCUAAGCAAGUUGAACGCAUCCAAACAACGCUGCGUCAGCGACUUAGCCAUGUCAAGCCCGUGGCCUUGGAGUUGGAAAAACUGAAAUCAACCUUAGUCAAUGCAUGCUAUCAACAUCGGAGUGUGAAAGUAAAAACAAGUGAACUAGUGACACCAGAGCAUCUCAAACGACUCAGAGACCUGCAGAAAAACAGAGAAAUCAUGAUGUCCAAGCCCGACAAAGGGGCGGGGAUCGUACUUCUGAACCGCACAGAUUAUCUACAAAAGAUGAAAGCCAUACUGAGUGACGGGUCGAAAUUCACCAAAACAACAGAAAAGGAUAAGACCGCCCAAAUAGAGGUUGCCUUAUCAAAGAUAUUGAGAUGUUUAAAGCAGAAUGGAGUAAUCGAUGCGACCAAUUUUGAACGAAUCCGGCCAACUGGGACAACGAUUCCCAGACUACGGGUUGCCGAAGGUGCACAAGGAAGGGCUAACCUUGCGACCGAUUCUGGUUAUGUGCAAUUCACCGUACCACGCACUUGCAAAAUGGUUGGCGAAAUUACUAGAACCCACCGUAUUUCCCCUCCUCAUCUGAAACAAUUACGUCGAAGCAAGGAAAGGGCAUACAAAUGUAAUGAUCUUCAAAGAGUGAAACUUUUAGUGCUUGCUAUCAAAGGUGAGCUACAUCGACUGAACGGCAUUUGCGCUCGCACAGUCCUCUACAGCAAAACUUGCCGGGAGAUUUGGAACGCCAUAAAGCAACUGAGUGGUUAA
Messenger RNA from Echinostoma caproni, 1110 nucleotides. The record is from the annotation of a GenBank genome assembly. Lineage: Eukaryota; Metazoa; Platyhelminthes; Trematoda; Plagiorchiida; Echinostomatidae.